AUGCCUGGCCCGCCCGAGGGGGCCAUGACCAGCCAGGUCGAGGAUUGGGGCGAAGGCGGCGACUUUGACCUGACCCACCAAGCGGACCCCGAUCCCGACGCUCGCGUCUUGAGCGCACCCUCUGACGACCGAGGCGCAGACUCUGAUGAUUGGGACGUCGACCUCGGACAUGAUGCUCAACCUGUAGUCUCAAACCUGGCAGCACCGGACGACGAAGAUGAGGAUCAGACCGACACCAUCAAGCUGUCCAACGCUGCGGGCUCAGCACUCAAGCUUAUGCUCGAUGCACAGCGGUCCGGUCCGAACAGCGGCAUCGUCACCCAGCUAGGCUCCCGCUCGACCGUAGCAUCUGCCGACGACGUCGACGACGACUGGGGCGCCGAUCUAGAGAUCCCAGACUCGUUGCCGUUCGACCUGAAUGCUCUGCAUCAGCGCAGGGCAAGCUUCACGAGCGACCUUGAGGGCGAGGAGCCUUUUGCCAGCGCCAGUGCCAGCACAACCACCAGCACGAGCUACAAGAGCAACCUCGGCAUCUCGACCGACUUCACCGACCCAGAAUGCUCUCCGAAGAAAGGCGCAGGUGGAGGCGCUUCGACGUCUGACUCUUCCGCCACGUCGCUUCUCUGCCCGUCCUAUCAGUUCCGUGGACGUGGCGAUGCCGCUUCCUUGGGCCAAGAGGCCGACAGCGAGACAGACAUCGAGCAAGACUUCGAACUUGACCCGAGCCUCGACACGCUUAGCCUCAGCCCUGCGGUCUCUAGGAAGCGAUCGCGCGCCACUUUGGAUCACGAAGGGCUGCUCUGGGGUGACGAGAAUCACAAGCGAUCGCCGUCGCCAGGACCAAAGGGCACACUCAGCCGGUCGCAGAGCCACAGCAGCAACCUCGGCGAUGGGGUCAACGGGCCAGCAGCGUUCGGCGCCGAGAGCGACGCCGACGAUGAGCAUGAAGAUCUGCUCGAUGGUCUCGUGCUGGACGGCAGCGUUUUCGAGGUGGACGCAGCCUCGACCGAUCCCAAGGCUGCCAUCGAGAUUACCGAGACGCUCGAAGCAAUCCUCAACGUUCGGCGUGCGGGCGAGCCCUCCGAUGGUGGUCCGUCUUGUCGGCAGUCCGACGGUCCUGUCGAGUCUGAGGCAGACCUUGCGGGGGGUCUCAUCAUCACGGACGACCUUGACCUCUCACCAAGCCGACUGUCGAACAACAAGCUAUCCUACCGCACACGGAGCAGAGGACCGCUGCCUGCGGGCCCAAGCCACAGCCGGAGCGUUCUGGUGCGACAUCCGUCUUUGCCUGCGGCGUCGUCGUCGACAUCUUCGGCGUCAUCGUCGACAUUUUCGCACCUAUGGCUAGGUCGCGAGACCGCUUCGAGGCCAUCCGCAUCGACCAACCUCUCGGUACCGACACGCGGCGAGGUAUUCUCGCCACAUGCACGGCAACGCACGCUGUCGCAGUUGAGCUCAAGCACCUCGUUGACUCAGUCAUCCGAGGCUGGGCCCUCUCAGCAGCACGGCCAUGCACAACCUCGGCCGCGCGCUCCAAAAGGCAAAGGGCUGCAGUACAAGCGUUCUGCCAGCGAUUUGCAACAGAAGAUGACGGACUCGCCCGCUCCGCAAAAUCGGGCUCGCAACAAAGGGCUUGCGCGGAAACGUUCGCUGCCUUCCCUGGCGGACCGCUUCCGGCAGCAGGGCCGACCAAGCUCAUCCGGGUCGACUGCUCCGGCCGGCGGGCCCAGUGUACUCAGCACGCGCACGCCUUCGUCCUUCAGCUCACGACUGACGGCGUCUACGGCCGCCUCGAGAGCGCGUGCGGCUGAGACGGCGGCCGACAUCCUCGCGAGAAUGGCGAAGGACAGCCCGCCACCUCCACUUCCUGGAACUUCUCCGGCGGGCGCUUCAAGUCGGUCGCUUGCCACCAUGAGCCGGGCGACCGCGCGGGUCCGGCCCAGCACUGCCGAUGACGGCAGCCCUUCGCGACGAGCGCAAUCGCCCCAUCCGCUCAGGCAAGGUCGUGUAUCGUCGCCGCUGGUACAGAGCCCGCCGUCGACCCACUUUCUGCGCCGUACGGCCGCUUACGGAGACGGAGCGGAGCUAGACGCGAUCGAAGACCUACCGAGCACGACAGGUGCUUCGUCUAUUUCGAGGUCACGUCCCGAGCGACCGCCGCGAUCCGGCUCGAACGAGUCUGCGUCGCGCGGUCACCGCGGGCGUAGUAAGCCCCCAUCCAAGCCGGGCCUGAUCAAGCCGCUGGGCGCCUCAUCGAUCACACAAAAGACCGUCAAGGGCAUGCGCUGGAAUCCGAAGACGCUCCGAUGGGACGGCAACGAAGGCGCACUACGCGAGUUCGAUAGCGUCGUCCAGAGCAGCGUGCGGCCAGCCUUAAUCAGCCAGCUGACCGGCAGCUCCACCAACUCGGCUCUGGCUAGCCUCAGCGGAUACACCUCGCCCGUGCUGCAGGACUCCAGCUCCUUGAUCACCAAUAUCGCCUGCGGCGUCAAGAUGGUGGGCGACAUGAUCUUCGAUCCGAUCCAAAUGAAAUGGGUGCACCGCAACUGCGAAGAGGACGCCGAGGUGUUCGCGCAGUUUGAGGAAGAGGGCUUCAGCAGCGAGGGCGCCUUCGGUCCACAAUCCGAGGCUCAGGUCGCCAGCUGCUCGAGGAGCGUAGGCUCGGAAUGUGGGUCCGACAUGCGCCCGGACGCAUCGGCAAAGGGCAACUCGAGCUGGGACGUCGAGUCGACGAUAAGGGCUCGCAAGAUGCGUUCUGGACCGCUAGCUGGGAGGCUCGAGGAGCGAUGGUCGCCCUCCUUGUGCGAGGCAACCAAGCUCAUCCGUUCUCCCGGAGGGCCAAGAGGCGCCAGGCUGCCCACCAGGGUCGAGGCCGCCGUCGCCCAGGCCGUCAAGAGUGGCAGCAUGCCCAACCUAGAACAUGUCGAUGAGGCCCUGUGGAAUUCUUGCCUCGAGGCCGAGGCGCGGCACCGAUCCGAGGUUCACAGCUUCCUCCCGCGAACCUCGUCGUCAUCGUCACAAUUGCAGACGCAGAAGCACGUCUCUGCGCUGAGUGGCGCCCUCGAAUACGCGCCCACUAUGGGCGAGAUCGAGAGGCCGAGGCCGCACCUCUACCACCUGCAGAGGAUCGCUCGGGGGCUGGGCAAGGGCAGCGAUCCACCCAUGAUGGCGACGAGGUCGCGUGGGCAGUGA
This is a messenger RNA of Pseudozyma flocculosa PF-1, 3192 nucleotides long. RefSeq lists its product as uncharacterized. The transcript has a single exon. Gene Ontology annotation, cellular component: mitotic spindle pole body; SIN/MEN two-component GAP complex. Lineage: Eukaryota; Fungi; Basidiomycota; Ustilaginomycetes; Ustilaginales; Ustilaginaceae. Bases 1 to 3192 code for a protein of 1063 amino acids. Gene Ontology annotation, biological process: regulation of Ras protein signal transduction; mitotic spindle orientation checkpoint signaling. The record is from RefSeq and is a predicted model, not a curated record. Gene Ontology annotation, molecular function: GTPase activator activity.